AUGAGUGGGAGACCCAAGUCGAGGGGGAGCACCAGGCUCUUCAGGGCCCCCUCUGAGGACGCCAGUAGCAGCUCUAGUGGGAGCGCGGUGCUCCCACAGCAGGAAAACCCCGACACCAGCGGGUUAACUAGAUCAUGGAAGACUGUCAUGGGCAUGGUGUUUAUACUGACUUUGCUUCUUCUGGGAUUUAUAAAUCACAUGAAGCUUAAAGAGAAAGAGUUUCCUCAGAAAUCCAGACAAAUUUAUGCUCUAAUUGCAGAAUAUGGUUCACGGCUUUACAAUUACCAGGCCAGGCUUCGAAUGCCAAAAGAGCAACUGGAACUUUUAAAGAAAGAGAGCCAGACUUUGGAAAACAACUUCCGGGAAAUUCUCUUCUUAAUUGAACAAAUAGAUGCUCUGAAGGUAUUGCUUAGAGACACACGCGAUGGUCUGCACAAUCACAGCUGGAAUGCCGACGGAGACUCCGCUGAAGGCUGGAACCACACCGAGAUCAUCGACGAGGAAAUGUCCAGCUUGGUGAAUUACAUACUGAAAAAGCUGAGAGAAGAUCAAGUCCAGAUGGCUGAUUAUGCCCUUAAGUCAGCAGGAGCCUCUGUUGUUGAAGCUGGGACCUCAGAAAGUUACAAAAAUAAUAAAGCAAAACUGUACUGGCAUGGGAUUGGCUUCUUAAAUUAUGAAAUGCCUCCAGACAUCAUUCUCCAGCCGGAUGUCCACCCUGGGAAGUGCUGGGCCUUUCCGGGUUCCCAGGGUCAUGCCCUGAUCAAGCUCACCAGGAAGAUCGUGCCAACUGCUGUUACCAUGGAGCACAUCUCAGAGAAGGUGUCCCCCUCAGGAAACACCUCCAGCGCACCCAAGGAGUUUUCUGUCUAUGGCAUCUUGAAACAAUGUGAAGGAGAAGAAAUUUUUCUAGGUCAGUUUGUGUAUAACAAAACAGGGACCACCAUUCAAACAUUUGCACUCCAGCAUGAAGUUCCUGAAUUCUUAUUAUGUGUGAAACUUAAAAUUCUCAGCAACUGGGGACACCCAAACUAUACUUGUUUAUAUAGAUUCAGAGUUCAUGGCACCCCAAGAGAUGACAGCUAG
This is a messenger RNA of Rangifer tarandus platyrhynchus (Svalbard reindeer), 1083 nucleotides long. The record is from the annotation of a GenBank genome assembly. Lineage: Eukaryota; Metazoa; Chordata; Mammalia; Artiodactyla; Cervidae.